UUCGCAUUAUCUACGAUCCUUUUAUUCGCGAAAAAACUGGAAAUCACUCCCAGAGAUGGGGCUUCAUAUCCUUAAAACGACACCCUUCUAUUCUUCCUCCUCCAAAGCUCUACUCUGUACCACCACCACUCUUGCUAGAUGUAUCGGUUCUAAUUCUGUUGUUCCUUGUAAUACUCGCUUGAGAUUUCCAUCUUCUUUGCCAAAGGCCAUUAUUUGCUCCAUCUCUUCAUCUGGGUCCGGAAGGUUUCUCCACCAAAGCAAUCGUAGGUACCGGGGGAGCGUGGUCGUGGCUAUGGCUGCUUCUGGGUCGAUCCAGAAAUCUGAGGAAGAGUGGCGUGCUAUUCUCUCCCCCGAGCAAUUUCGAAUUUUGAGAGAAAAGGGCACUGAGUAUCCAGGCACCGGAGAAUAUGACAAGUUCUUUGGUGAGGGUGUUUAUAACUGUGCAGGAUGUGGCACUCCGCUCUACAGAUCUACAACGAAAUUCAAUUCUGGCUGUGGUUGGCCUGCUUUCUAUGAAGGUCUCCCUGGAGCCAUUAAUCGUAAUCUGGACCCAGAUGGGAUGAGGAUUGAGAUUACUUGUGCAGCUUGUGGUGGGCAUUUAGGCCAUGUAUUUAAAGGUGAAGGGUUUCGAACGCCCACAAACGAACGCCAUUGUGUCAAUAGCAUAUCACUCAAGUUUGUUCCUGCUAAUUCUGGGCAGUAAAUCCUGUUAUGGUAGCAGAUAUGUUGGUACUAUUCAUUAUUUAUAGGAAACAUGGCCAUAAUGGCAGUAAAUUCUGUUUAAUUUCAG
Molecule: messenger RNA, 790 nt
Organism: Hibiscus syriacus
Lineage: Eukaryota; Viridiplantae; Streptophyta; Magnoliopsida; Malvales; Malvaceae
Product: peptide methionine sulfoxide reductase B5-like
Exons: 3
Coding region: 56-703 (215 amino acids)
Biological process (GO): response to oxidative stress; protein repair
Molecular function (GO): peptide-methionine (R)-S-oxide reductase activity
Source: RefSeq, a predicted model, not a curated record